GGAGUCGGAGAGCCCGAGUUGGUUGGGACAGGCGAGGCGGACGGUGGCCGGCGGGGCCGGGCCCGGGGGCGGCGGCGAUGGAACUCAGAAUGAAGCGGCGAGCAUCUGACAGAGGAGGAGGUGGGGAAACAUCUUCCAAGGCUCUCUGCCCAGGGGUUUCCAGCAACAACACCAAGCGGGCCGGGCCUUUCAUUCUCGGACCUCGCUUGGGCAACUCCCCGGUGCCUAGCAUUGUCCAGUGUUUAGCAAGAAAGGACGGAACAGAUGACUUCUACCAGCUCAAGAUCCUCACCUUGGAGGACAGGAGUGACAAAGGCACAGAAACCCAAGAAGAGCGUCAGGGCAAGAUGCUGCUCCACACGGAGUACUCCCUUCUCUCCCUCCUACACAGCCAGGACGGUGUGGUUCACCACCAUGGCCUUUUCCAGGACCGAGCCUGCGAGCUUGUUGAAGACCUGGAAUCCAACCGGAUGGUCCGAAAAAUGAAGAAGCGCAUCUGCCUGGUGCUGGACUGCCUCUGUGCCCACGACUUCAGCGACAAGACCGCCGACCUCAUCAACCUCCAGCACUACGUCAUCAAGGAGAAGCGCCUCAGCGAGCGGGAGACUGUUGUGAUCUUCUACGACGUUGUGCGGGUGGUGGAAGCUUUGCACAAGAAGAACAUUGUGCACAGGGACUUGAAGCUGGGGAACAUGGUGCUGAACAAAAGGACCCACCGAAUCACUAUCACAAACUUCUGCCUUGGGAAGCACCUGGUGAGUGAAGAUGACCUGCUGAAGGAUCAACGGGGGAGCCCUGCCUACAUCAGCCCAGAUGUUCUCAGUGGUCGUCCGUAUCGUGGCAAGCCCAGUGACAUGUGGGCGCUGGGCGUGGUCCUCUUCACCAUGUUGUAUGGGCAGUUCCCCUUCUACGACAGCAUCCCCCAGGAGCUCUUCCGCAAGAUCAAAGCGGCCGAGUACACCAUCCCUGAAGAUGGCCGGGUGUCAGAAAACACGGUGUGCUUGAUCCGAAAGCUGCUGGUCUUGGAUCCCCAGCAACGCCUGACGGCCUCCGAAGUGCUCGAUUCCCUCAGUUCCAUAAUCACCUCUUGGCAGUCCAUGUCGUUGCUGAGCGGGCCCUUGCAGGUGGUGCCAGAUAUAGAUGACCAGAUGGGCCAUCCGGAGAACGCACACGAGGCGAAAGUGACCGAGGAAUGUUCUCAGUAUGAGUUUGAGAACUACAUGAGGCAGCAGCUGUUGCUCGCCGAGGAGAAGAACACCCUCCACGACGCCAAAAGCUUCCUCCAAAAGCGGCAGUUUGGGAACAUCCCUCCCGUGCGGCGCCUGGGCCACGAUGCGCAGCCCAUGAACCCCCUCGAUGCGGCCAUCCUCGCACAGCGCUACCUUCGGAAGUAGCUCCUCGGGACCGCACGAGCCGCCCGCCCGACACGGCGCGACAGCAAUAGCCAUGGCCGGGAUCCCCCCCAACGUAGCAGCCUUCCCCUGUGCGGUGAGCACUGACAGGCCUCACCUGCUGGGGUUUGGUUUGCCCCAAGAGGGCCCGGGGGAAGGCAACGGGGGAGACGGCCGGCUGGCGGAUUUUAACUCCAAACUUAGACAGCUGAUUUGCUUUUAAUCAUGACUCUGAAAUCUACCUCUGUCUUUUUUUAACCACACUGUUCUCUGGACUGAAGCGAGGAGCGUUUCUGGCAAAGGUUGCCCCAACAGGCUUCUUUUCUGACGCAAAUGUUGGACUGCAGAGACCACGUGGGUUGCGUUUUGCUCCAUAUGGUUUGAAUAAGCUUGAUCAUUCUUUUUCCCCUUCCCUCCCUCUGGGUUUCAUGGAAUUAACUCCUUCUUGGACCCUCUCCCACUCAACCCUCCUCCUCCUCCUCCUCUGUGUGUUCUAUUUUAAUUUAACACCUGGUCUGAAUCGACUUUCCGCAAAUGUUGACGUCGGACCCCAGUGUGGCCACAGGCUGAGUCGGCUUGGCGGUGAGCGUGUCGAGGCAUGGAGCCGUGGCUCCCACCUUGGGGAAGGAGUUUCUUCCGGGGCCUGAUCCUGGACGCCCAGACCUCCUUUUCCCAACCUCUCAAUUAUUUUGGAUUUCCUGGGAGUUCUGUUUGUUUGUUUGUUUGUUUUUAAAAUGGUAGCUGAUGUGAUGUUGCAUUAAUUAAUUCUGUGGAUGUCUCUCUUGCCCCCCUCAUCACAGUGGUACGGCUGAAGGGAUAAGUCUGUGAUAAUGUGAAAGUUUCCCCCCUUCCCUCCUGACCAACCCUUUCCCCAAAUGCCCCUCGCCCACAGAUCUCUCUCGGGCUGAGAAAGGCCUGCUGGGCUCCCCUUUCCUCGUUGCUGUCUCUUGCCAUUGGCACCUCAUCACGGUGCCGACACGUAGGCCCAGGUCCGGAGGGUCACGCUCCCCUGACGACAGGUUGCAGUGUGACCGGGCAGCGGAGUUUCUGAGCCACCUUCUUUGAACUGGGCGCCUCUCUUGCCAGAUAAGCCAUUCUCAAGCCAUCGCUGUCCAGCCUUCCCUUCCUCUCUUCCCUCCUGCCCUCGAUCACCUUCCCAGAAGUGUCUCAAGCGCCAGCCUGUCUCCUGGCCAAAGGAUUUGGUGCCUGUGGCCGCCAUCGUGGCAUCCAGUAAGGGGCCUUGUCACGAGGCUUUCUUGGCCAGGAGCUCUUCAUUGCCCCUUCAGGGGGAAACGCUUGGAGGGGGGGGGGGCGAGCGCUGAAAUCCUCAGCACCAUAAGAGAGUGACUAACUUCCUGCGUGAGUGUGAGAACACGAUUGAAAAAAGUGCAAGCACAGGUCUCCGUAUCCGAAAGCUGGCUUUGCCAGGCCAGGAGUGCUUUUCUGCUGACAUGAACCGUGAAAGGAUUCUGGAAUUCAAAGCGCGUCUGGAAAUCCUUGUUUUAAAAAACACCCCCCUGUGUAAACUCUCCUGAAGGGCCUCCAAAUGGGAGCUGCAAACCAGGUGGAGCCGGGCACCAAGCAGAACCGGCCUUGGCCAGGCUCUGCCAGGUAAGGGUGACCUAAGCAGCCUUUUUUCUCCUCUCUUGCUGGCUAGGGGUAGAAAAUGAGGAGUGUCUCCGGGCCGUCCUGAGGUCUUGAGUGCCCACCCUCAGCGCAGCCUUGGCCAGGACGUGCAGCAUCAGUGCGUCUGCCAUUGCGUUGUUGUGAAGGAGCAACAAGUGUCACCUCAGCUUUGCAAUCCAGCCUCUGGUGGAAGCUGGAUCAAAACGAACACUAAACAGCCAGCAGCAUUGGCUGGGGUGGGGGGCAGUCAAUGUGGCCAUUGGGCUCCCAAUUAACAGCCUACCUGUAAGGCAAACCUCUCCAGGUGAGCCAACAGGUUGAGGUCCCCUUGAUCUUGUUUCUCAGGGCACAACCAGCAUGGUGGCUUUAAGGGCUAUCACUUGUAGCACCAUAGUAGCCCAGAAAGCACAGGGCAAGAAAUCCCUCAAACAAGGAGGCCUGCAUUCCCCACUCCAAACAUGAGUUGCUCAUCUUGUCAGCUAACCAGUGUGUAGCAGCACUGCUUGGGCCAGGCCAGCACAGGCCAAAAGGAGCUCGUGGGCCACCUGCUUAACGACUGAACAACUAGUUUUUUACACACACACACACACACACACACACACACUUCACUCUCUGUUCCACCCACAGCUUUCUGGCUGAUGUGUUCUAACAAUGUCGGGAGUGGGGCACGGCCAGCAGAAGAUGUGAGAUGAUGGGGAGGGGGCCGCUCCAGGUGUGGGCUGGCCCGCACCACCACUUCGCUUAAUAUGCAAGGUUUUGUUCCCCACCUGUUCCCUCACAGGAAGGGUCUUCCCUUAGGCCUGGGUGUUUCCUAUGGAUUGUGCAGAAGGAUGUGUAAGUAGCCAUCAUAUGAAUCAUUUGAGAGUUCAGCUACUUUCUGUUCCUCUCAAGAAUACAGGCAGGGCGGACCUGAAACCCCCCCCCUCUUCUCUCUGCCUUCCCCAUCCCAUAUUUAACUUUUUCUUCCCCAACAUAGCUGGCUGUGUGUCUAUAUUAGUCUUUACCCCAUCCUCGAAAAAGAUAGCAAUACUCCACUGAUUGUAAAGUUGAGUGUUCCACCCAUCUGCUACAUCAUGAUGAAAAACAAACUGGAAGAAGAUGGAAAGGAAACUGGGGUGGGGUGGGGGACUUGGUGGGAACUGCUGGGUUUUGUUUUGGUGGAUUACAGGCUGGGUGAGACACCAGAGACAAAUAUCCUAUUGUAAAAAAAAAAUGCAAAGAGAAUUUGUAUAGAGACCUAUUUUUGUAUUACACCCAACUAUUCCUGCAUGUCAGCAAUAAAAUUUCAUAAUGUAGAACUAAAA
Molecule: messenger RNA, 4321 nt
Organism: Elgaria multicarinata webbii
Lineage: Eukaryota; Metazoa; Chordata; Lepidosauria; Squamata; Anguidae
Gene: STK40
Product: serine/threonine kinase 40
Exons: 11
Coding region: 78-1394 (438 amino acids)
Biological process (GO): protein phosphorylation
Molecular function (GO): protein kinase activity; ATP binding
Source: RefSeq, a predicted model, not a curated record